GAUGAAUUGGAAAUUGAGAGCAAAAGUGACCACGAUAAAAUCCCCAGGGAGGAGAAGCCACGUAAAAAUUUGGAGUGUGGAGAAAGCUGCAGUCAGAGCUCCCAUUCCACUUCCCAUCAACAAAAUCUCAUUGGAAAAAAACUCUAUCAGUGCAUGGAAUGUGGAAAAAGCUUCAGGAAGAGCUCCGAUCUCACUUCCCAUCAAAGAAUUCAUACAGGGGAGAAACCCUAUCAGUGUGUGGAAUGUGGAAAGAGCUUCAGGAAUAGCUCCCAUCUCACUUCCCAUCAAAGAAUUCAUACAGGGGGAAAACCCUAUCAGUGUGUGGAAUGUGGAAAGAGCUUCACAGAUAGUUCCUCUCUCAUUUCCCAUAAAAGAAUUCAUACAGGGGAGAAACCCUAUCAGUGUGUGGAAUGUGGAAAGAACUUCAGGAAGAGUUCCAAUCUCACUAAGCAUCAGAGAAUUCAUACAGGGGAGAAACCCUAUCAGUGCGUCAAAUGUGGAAAGAGCUUCACUGAAAGCUCCUCUCUCACUUCCCAUCAAAGAAUUCAUACAGGGGAGAAACCCUAUCAGUGUGUGGAAUGUGGAAAGAGCUUCAGUCAGAGCUCCUCUCUCACUUUCCAUCAAAGAAUUCAUACAGGGGAGAAACCCUAUCAGUGUGUGGAAUGUGGAAAGAACUUCAGGAAGAGUUCCAAUCUCACUAAGCAUCAGAGAAUUCAUACAGGGGAGAAACCCUAUCAGUGCGUCAAAUGUGGAAAGAGCUUCACUGAAAGCUCCUCUCUCACUUCCCAUCAAAGAAUUCAUACAGGGGAGAAACCCUAUCAGUGUGUGGAAUGUGGAAAGAGCUUCACUCACAACCACAGUCUCACUUCCCAUCAAAGAAUUCAUACAGGGGAGAAACCCUAUCAGUGCAUGGAAUGUGGAAAGAGCUUCAGGAAGAGGUCCUCUCUUACUUCCCAUCAAAGAAUUCAUACAGGGGAGAAACCCUAUCAGUGUGUGGUAUGUGGAAAGAGCUUCACUCACAACCACAGUCUCACUUUCCAUCAAACAAUUCAUACAGGAGAGAAACCCUAUCAGUGCAUGGAAUGUGGAAAGAACUUCAGGAAGAGCUCCUCCCUUACUUCCCAUCAAAGAAUUCAUACAGGGGAAAAACCCUAUCAGUGUGCGGAAUGUGGAAAGAGCUUCACAUGUAGCUCCUCUCUCACUUCCCAUCACAGAAUUCAUACAGGGAAGAAACCCUAUCAGUGCGUGGAAUGUGGAAAGAGCUUCAGUCAGAACCAAAAUCUCACUUCCCAUCAAAGAAUUCAUACAGGGGAGAGACCCUAUCAGUGUGUGGAAUGUGGAAAGAGCUUCACAUGUAGCUCCUCUCUCACUUCCCAUCACAGAAUUCAUACAGGGAAGAAACCCUAUCAGUGCGUGGAAUGUGGAAAGAGCUUCAGUCAGAACCAAAAUCUCACUUCCCAUCAAAGAAUUCAUACAGGGGAGAGACCCUAUCAGUGUGUGGAAUGUGGAAAGAGCUUCAGUCAGAGUGCCAAUCUUACUUCCCAUCAAAGAAUUCAUACAAUGGUCAGAAAAACCAUUAUACAGCUUUAGGAGCCAGGCAA
Molecule: messenger RNA, 1601 nt
Organism: Podarcis raffonei (Aeolian wall lizard)
Lineage: Eukaryota; Metazoa; Chordata; Lepidosauria; Squamata; Lacertidae
Product: zinc finger protein 420-like
Exons: 1
Biological process (GO): regulation of transcription by RNA polymerase II
Molecular function (GO): DNA-binding transcription factor activity, RNA polymerase II-specific; RNA polymerase II cis-regulatory region sequence-specific DNA binding
Source: RefSeq, a predicted model, not a curated record